AUGAAGUGCCGCUGGAGGGAGAGGGAUGAAGUUGUGAAUACAGUGGUGAAAAGUUGUGAGGGACAGGGCUGGAAUAAGUGCGAGACACAAUCACAGGAUCGCAGUCUGCCCCGUCUGACCGCCCUCCGGCUGCUCUUAAUGGAUCUGGCAGAGCGCCGCAGAAGCCGCAGCGGCCGCCGGAGCAGGUGGAGCAAAUUAAGACACAGUCGAUUCACCACAGAAGCCGCCGCGGGACCGGGACAAUCUCCAACGGUCACUUCUGUGGGACCUCAGGCCGGAACAGAAACACAACGGAAAGAGAUGGAAUGUGUUCGGCUAAUCUGA
Knipowitschia caucasica is the source of this 324-nucleotide messenger RNA. Lineage: Eukaryota; Metazoa; Chordata; Actinopteri; Gobiiformes; Gobiidae. The record is from the annotation of a GenBank genome assembly.